UGCUUCAACUGCGGCACAGACUACACGCCGCUAUGGAGACGCGACGCGGAGGGCCAUGUCACGUGCAAUGCCUGUGGGCUGUACUACAAGCUGCACGGCAAGCACCGUCCCAUCUCGAUGAAGCGCAGCUCCAUCAAGCGCCGUCGCCGC
This is a messenger RNA of Linderina pennispora, 150 nucleotides long. Its product is annotated as glucocorticoid receptor-like (DNA-binding domain). The transcript has a single exon. Gene Ontology annotation, biological process: negative regulation of transcription by RNA polymerase II; positive regulation of transcription by RNA polymerase II. Gene Ontology annotation, molecular function: DNA-binding transcription factor activity, RNA polymerase II-specific; RNA polymerase II cis-regulatory region sequence-specific DNA binding; zinc ion binding. The record is from RefSeq and is a predicted model, not a curated record. The annotation marks the transcript as partial. Lineage: Eukaryota; Fungi; Kickxellomycota; Kickxellomycetes; Kickxellales; Kickxellaceae.